AUGAAAAUAAAAAAGAAAGGCACGGCACCUCUUGACGUCUUGGGUUACAUCGCGGAGUCCGGAUUGUUGUGGAUUUCCUCUACAACCAAAUCUGCAGCUCCUGUUCCAAUUGUCGGUAUAGCUUGCAACAAUAUUACUGAAUGCGCACGAGGCAAACACAUGACUGACCAAUCAAGAUCCAAGUGGAGCUUGAAGUCGGGCUCUGAAUCUCUCCAUGAAUCCACCUCUCUGCGCAUACAGUAUCCAUCCGCACAUCUCGAGUGGGCAGACAAGUGUGAGACACAACGUCAUCCGCGAUCUGCAGAUCCUUCGAUCCGCCUCUCCACAGUCGGCACUGCCGCAGGCCCAAGAGUCCACCACCCCUUCUCUCCUUCACCGGCUUUCUCGGGUCAAGCGAUCACUGAGACAGUUGUCUUGGUUUGGGCCUCGGCGGAGAUGUCAUGGGUGGAGAGAGGCGGAGAGUGA
Molecule: messenger RNA, 465 nt
Organism: Penicillium oxalicum
Lineage: Eukaryota; Fungi; Ascomycota; Eurotiomycetes; Eurotiales; Aspergillaceae
Exons: 1
Coding region: 1-465 (154 amino acids)
Source: RefSeq, a predicted model, not a curated record